Messenger RNA from Trichoplusia ni (cabbage looper), 906 nucleotides. RefSeq lists its product as uncharacterized. The coding region runs from base 1 to 906 and encodes 301 amino acids. The transcript has 7 exons. The record is from RefSeq and is a predicted model, not a curated record. Lineage: Eukaryota; Metazoa; Arthropoda; Insecta; Lepidoptera; Noctuidae.
AUGAAGGUCAUCAUUGCUGUACUCUUCGCCCUCGGCUCCGUGGCAGUCAAAGGAUCAGGUCCUUACCUGCCCAGUGGAUGGAAACCAGAAGGUCCCAGCUUCUUCCUGCCUUCUGAAGUCUCCCAACCAUCAGACAGUCCCCUCAAAGAGGACCUGUUUCAAGAGACGGAAGCUUCAGGAUCUGAAGCCCUUAGGGAGUACGGCCCUCCUAAACUGGACGAGGUCAUCCAGAUUCUGCCCAGCCAAGCUCUCCCUGAUGUAGCCACUGAACAUACCUUCUUAGUAGAGGCUAAGAUCAACCAGGACCUAGUGGCUGUUGUGGAGGAAGAUGCAGUUGAAGCCAACAAUGAACAAAUAACAGCCAUUGCCGAGGACGUAGCAACAGCUACUGAAUCACAACUUGCUGAAAUCUCUGAGGAGCAAACCACUGAAAUCCUAUCCGAAGCUCAACCAACUUUAGACGCUAAAGCUGAAAUCGUAGAACAGACCGGACUGACAGCGCAAGAAGCUUCUCCUACUGCUGCGUACACAGAAGAGAAUGUACAAGAAGCAGUUGUAGCAGAAGAGGUUGUGGUGCCGACUGCUGGUGCUCAAGAAGAGGUUGUUCCUACUGUUGUUGAGGAGAUCGUCGAGGAGCAAGUUGUUAGAGUGAACAACAUCGCGGAGGCUAUCGAGAGCUUGGAGAAGGAGACCGUUGAAGAUGUUGUUGAAAUCAAGCAGAUAUCUGGAUCCUUGGAGCAAGCCCCUGAAGGUUUCCUCGAAUACGGACCCCCCGGCUUCAAGGAAUACGGACCCCCCAAGGAGGAGGAUAUCGCCAGGUCUGCUGCUGUUGAGUUGGCACCUACCAGUGCCUUUGAGAACAAUGAAGUCAGAAGGAGGCGAUUCUCCCCCAAAUUCAGGUAUUAA